AUGGGAGGCGGCAUGGGGGCUCCAAUGCUGCCGUCAUUCAGCAACAUGAGACGAGCUCACAGCACAGGCGAUAUCCAGUCCCUGGCUGCAAUGCGCUCUCUAGCCAUGGGCUUUGGCCACCUCCCAGCACCACCUGGAGCGGCAGCAAUGAGUCCCUUUGAUGACCGUACCGGCAUGGGACUGGGCAUGGGCAUGGGGGCAAUGGGCAUGGGCAUGGGGGCCAUGGGAGUGGGCAUGGGCAUGGGAAUGGGCAUGGGCAUGGGGGUGUUUCGGAUUGGGCGGUAUACGCUGGAGGAGCGGCGGCUGCGGAUCAUGAAGUACCGGCAGAAGAGGCAUGAGAGGAACUUCACCAAGAAGAUCAAGUACGCUUGUCGUAAGAAUCUGGCCGACAGUCGGCCGCGCGUGAGAGGGAGAUUCGCACGCAACGAUGAGAUUGAGGAGCAUGAGCAACAGGAUAAGGAUAGUCACAGUGGGGAUGGUGCUGAUGCUGAUGGUGCAUGCGCUGAUGCUGACGUGGACAUCUCAGGUCCACAUGGCACGUCAUCGCAUGAUAUGUUGCCCACAUCGCAUGCUGAUAUGUUUUCAGCAGAGGACUUUUCUGACAUGCUUUUGGAUGGACCCUUUGGUAACUUGGACAGAAUUCAGGCUCAUAGUGUGUGGUGCUUCGCUUCCAAUAACCCAUAUAUCGCGUACACUGCAGCUAAUGAGCAUCGCGAUCUUUCUAGAACCAUGGCGCUCACACCGUUCGGCAACGAUCCGCUGUUCAACUCGCUUCUCCGGCUGUCACACAUUCCAGACGAGUUCAGCACUCUUUUCGACGCUCCGACAUCCAAGUUCGUGAGGGACAGCAACGCGAUGGCGUCAACAGCCGUUGACGUGAAAGAGACUCCCGAGGCUUUCAAAUUCAUCGCGGAUCUCCCGGGACUGAAGAAAGACGAGGUGAAGGUUCAAAUCGAAGAUAAGAAUCUGCUGACUAUCAGCGGCGAGCGGACUCGGGAAGUGAAGGAAGAGACGGAGAAGUAUCACCGCGUGGAGCGGAGCACUGGUAAGUUCUUGAGGCGAUUCCGUCUUCCUGAUAACGUGGAAGUGGAUAAGAUCGCUGCGAGCUCGGAGAAUGGUGUGCUUACCGUGACUGUGCCGAAGCUCAAGCCCCCCGAGCCGAAGAAGCCGGCUAUUGUAGAUAUUCCCAUCAAUUAA
This is a messenger RNA of Closterium sp. Yama58-4, 1197 nucleotides long. The record is from the annotation of a GenBank genome assembly. NCBI's taxonomy places the organism in Eukaryota, Viridiplantae, Streptophyta, Zygnematophyceae, Desmidiales, Closteriaceae.